Molecule: messenger RNA, 2812 nt
Organism: Myripristis murdjan (pinecone soldierfish)
Lineage: Eukaryota; Metazoa; Chordata; Actinopteri; Holocentriformes; Holocentridae
Product: photoreceptor outer segment membrane glycoprotein 2-like
Exons: 4
Coding region: 740-1819 (359 amino acids)
Biological process (GO): visual perception
Cellular component (GO): plasma membrane
Source: RefSeq, a predicted model, not a curated record
CCUACCAGAGCUCCUCCCUCUCCGCCCUGCACUGCAUUGUGGGCCAGCAGCGAACAGGAAGUGCAGCUUUACAGAGUGAAGUCACUGCGGAGUCCCAGCCGGUUCCUUCCCUUCACCUGUCUGCUGCGUGACCUCUGACCUCCUUCAUGCCUGUGUGUUGGAGCUGGACUUCAUGGAGCGCUGACCUCAGAGAAGACUCUCUGUGGAUAAAUGAGAGGCACAGCAGCUUCCUGCUGAGGGUCCAGCUGGUGAGUAACAGGAGAUUUCUCAGCUUAGCGGGCUGAUUAGGAAUAAGGAGAUUAGAGCCGCAGGAGCGAGUGCAGCCUCCUCUGCUCUGCUGCCCAUUCUGCUUUACGGCUCCAUGUCUGAGGCCAAACUGCCUUUCCUGAGCGAAGACUGCUGAGGAAGACUGGAGGCCAGAAGAUGGAGGACGGACAGGCGGUCAGGUGGAGUCCAACAAGAUCCUCAGCGAGGUUUCAGAUGGCAGCCAGGAAUAUCUAAAAUACCUCGCUAAGCUCCUUAUGAAGGCCCGUAGAUAGCAGCGACUGGCUUUCUCCUUCCCCACUUCUUCUUCUCUCCUGGAGGGAGGCCCACCCUGACCCCUCACCCUGCAUAGCUGGACCCCACUCUGGAUUGUGGGACCCCUCUCUUGGGUUGCUGUGCUUCCUGUGGGACUGGUGGACUGGAUGCCAGGGCUCUGCCCGGCCACAGCACCCAGGCUAAAGGACUGCAGACCGACAUGGCGGUUGGCAAGGUGACGUUCACCAAGGCGGAGAGGGAAAAACUCGCCCAGCUGCUGUGGCUGCUCAACUGGAUCUCUGUUUUAACUGGGGUCAUCCUCUUCAGCCUGGGCUUGUUCCUCAGGGUGGAGAUCCAGAAGCGACAGGAAGUGAUGUCAGACCAGGAAAUCCUCUACGUGCCUCACAUGCUGAUCACCACAGGCCUGGUUGCUUGCUGCAUCAAUUUCCUGGGUGGGAAGAUCUGCUACGAAUGCACAGACACCAGCAAGUUUCUGCGCUGGAAGCUGGUCCUGCUGCCGUACAUCGUCUGCACCUUCUUCUUCACCUUCUGUGUCCUGGUGGGGGCGCUCAUGUGCUACAGCAUUCGCAACCAGCUGGAGGAGUCGCUGUUCCUGGGUUUACGUAACGCCAUGCGGUACUACAAAGACACGGACACGCCGGGCCGCUGCUUCCUCAAGAGAACCGUGGAUCUGCUGCAGAUGCAGUUCCAGUGCUGCGGGAACGCCGGCUACCGUGACUGGUUCCACGUCCAGUGGAUCAGCAACCGAUACCUGGACAUGACCAGCAGCGACGUCAGGGACCGUCUGAGGAGUAACGUGGAGGGAAAGUACCUGAUGGACGGCGUUCCCUUCAGCUGCUGCAGCACGCUGUCGCCGCGGCCCUGCAUCCAGCAGCAGGUCACCAACAACUCCGCCCACUACAACUACCGGCACCAGACCGAGCAGCUCAACCUGUGGAGGCGGGGCUGCCGCCAGGCGCUGCUGGACCACUACACCAGCAUCAUGCGCUCCAUCGGCCUCAUCGUCCUGCUCAUCUGGCUCUUUGAGCUGCUGGUCCUGACGGGCGUUCGUUACCUCCAGACGGCCAUGGAGAACGUCCUCCGGCUGGGCAAUCCCGACUGCGAGUCGGACGGCUGGAUUCUGGAGAACAGCCUGGCGGAAACGGCCCGGUCCAACUUCAACAUCAUCAAGAACCUGGGGAAAUGUUACCAGGUGGACGACGACCCCAACAUCAACGUCCCGACCGCCGGCCAGCAGGAAGUGCCUUCACGCCCGGCCCAGAUCCCCGUGGCCGACUGACACCCGACCCGCGGCCGUCGCAGGAGCCCCGGGCGGGCCGGGACGUUCUGGGUUUGAUUCCCUGCUGACGAGGCCUCGCCGCUGUCCGCCUGAGCCUGACCUCUGACCUCUGACCUGAGGAUCACAGGAAACAAGCCUGACAUAGAACAUCACCUAGAGCGUCGUCUGGGGCCGCCCUGGCAGCGGAUUGAGCCCGAGCGCUCGCCUGAAGCCCGGCGCUGUGGCCUCGCAGCCGAGUCGUCCUUGUGCCAUAACGAGAACGGGACAGAGGCCACCUGGAUCACGUUGAACCCUUUACACACCUGGACCGACUUCCUGUCCAAAUGCACAUUCAAGCCCUGAAAGCUGCGCACAUGAGCUUGAUUUCUUUCAAGAACAUGAGAAAAACAGCAAUGAAGCAACUUAGCAAGACAUGACCUGAAGUUUCCAAGAAAUCAGUAAAAAGAAACUGAGCUGGAAAGUAGCUAAAACGUUAUUAGAAAAAAAUAUAUUAGAAAAAAUAUAUAUCUAAAAAAACUAGGGAAAAAUGUUCAGAGCACUGUAUUUAUAAUUAUUUUAUACAGGAAAGAAUAGAUAUUCUUUUGGCUAAUUUCAUGUCAUUUACUUUUACUUUUUUUAAAUUAUGCUGGUUUUAAAAACUUUGGUGGCUUAAUUUCAGGUUAUUUCCUUGUUUGUUUUUGUUUUUUACUUUUCUAUUUUUUUCUUUUAUUGUUAUUUUUCCAGUCAUUUCUUUUUUACUCAUUUCUUCAGGUUGCUCGUUGCCUUUUCUCACGUUUUAGGAAGAAAUCUAAGGAAUGUGCUCGGCCUUCAGAGGGUGAAGGUGGACUGUCCGGCCUGGGCUCAGGGUGUUCUCCAGUCCCAGCAGGAGAACGCAGACCAGCUGGGUUCUGCCCUCAGCGGGGAACGGGGCGGCUCGUCUGUUGAAAUGGGGCGGGGCUUAAAGGGUUAAUUCAGCCUGUUUCCUAAUUUCCCCUCGGGGAUCAAUAAAGUGUU